Molecule: messenger RNA, 3644 nt
Organism: Branchiostoma floridae (Florida lancelet)
Lineage: Eukaryota; Metazoa; Chordata; Leptocardii; Amphioxiformes; Branchiostomatidae
Product: 26S proteasome non-ATPase regulatory subunit 1-like
Exons: 29
Coding region: 102-3152 (1016 amino acids)
Biological process (GO): proteasome-mediated ubiquitin-dependent protein catabolic process; regulation of protein catabolic process
Cellular component (GO): proteasome storage granule; proteasome regulatory particle, base subcomplex; proteasome complex
Molecular function (GO): enzyme regulator activity
Source: RefSeq, a predicted model, not a curated record
GAAUCCAUGACAAUCCGGAAACAGAACCCUGACGUGUUCGGUGUGUGGUGCGCGCUGAACAAAAUUUAUCCACAAAGGCCGAGAUCUUUCUACGUCUCAACAUGAAUCUAACAUCCGCAGCCGGUGUUCUGGCUAUGUUAGAUGAGAAGGACCCACAACUGAAGUGUUUUGCUUUAAACAAGCUGAACUCUAUAGUGGGAGACUUCUGGCCAGAAAUCUCUGAUGCUGUAGACAAAAUUGAAAUGCUGUAUGAAGAUGAAACUUUUCCUCAUCGAGAACUGUCGGCACUGGUCACUUCAAAGGUGUACUAUCACUUGGGAGCCUACGAGAUUUCCUUGACUUAUGCACUCGGAGCCGGGAAUCUGUUUGACGUGAACAGCCCAACAGAAUAUGUAGAAACUACAAUAUCCAAGUGUAUUGACCACUACACAAAGCUGUGCAUCGCGCAGGCAGAGGCAGGAGAGAAACAGGAUGUGAAGCUGGACUCUCGUCUGGAGGAUGUGGUCAACAGGAAGAUCAGGAGCUGUCUGGAGAAUGGAAACUUCAAACAGGCUGUUGGCAUUGCCUUGGAGACCAGGAGAAUUGAUGUGUUUGAGGAAGCCAUCAUGAAAUCAGACGAUGUUGCAGGGAUGCUCCUGUACGCCUCCAAAGUCUGUAUGUCACUCAUCCAAAAUAGGCAGUUCAGAAACAAGAUGCUGCGGGUGCUGGUGAGGCUGUACUUGCACCUGGAUAUACCUGAUUACAUCAACGUCUGUCAGUGUCUGAUUUUCUUGGAUGAUGCCUCCGCGGUCGCUGAGAUACUGGAGAAACUCAUCAAAGGAACAGAAGACCAGACCUUGAUGGCGUACCAGAUCGGGUUUGACCUUUAUGAGAGUGCCACGCAGCAGUACCUGUCCAGGGUCAUGUAUGCCCUGCGUGCCGUCAGCCCCAUCCCGCUCCCCAACGCACCUGCGGUCGUACAGCCACCUGGCUCAGCACCUGCUGCACCUGUAUCCAAGGAUGCAGAGAGCCAAGCCAGUGAAGAGCAGGAGAAACCAGCUAGUGUACCUCCUCCUGACACAUCUACUAAGUACUCAGACUUGAGUGAAGAGGAGAAAAAGCAUGUGGACCGGUUGACCAAGCUGCUAGGCAUCCUGGGAGGAGAGACGUCCAUCGCUAUCCACCUGCAGUUCCUGAUCCGUAACAACCACACAGACAUGCUCAUCCUCAAGAACACCAAGGAUGCUGUGAGAAACUCGGUGUGUCACACAGCGACUGUCAUCUGUAACUCCUUCAUGUACUGUGGCACAACUAGUGACCAGUUCCUCAGGGACAACCUAGAGUGGCUUGCCCGUGCUACCAACUGGGCCCGAUUUACAGCAACUGCCAGUCUGGGAGUCAUCCAUAGGGGCCAUGAGAAGGAAGCGUUACACCUGAUGUCUACAUACCUGCCUAAGGACACGGGUCCUGGCAGUGCCUACUCUGAGGGAGGGGGGCUGUAUGCUCUAGGUUUGAUCCAUGCCAACCACGGUGGUACCAUGAUUGACUAUCUCCUGAACCAGGUUAAAGAAGCUACAACAGAGAUGGUUCGACAUGGAGCUGGCCUUGGCCUUGGACUUGCAGCCAUGGGAACAGCCAGGCAAGAUGUGUAUGAACAGUUGAAAUUCAACCUGUACCAAGAUGAUGCUGUCACAGGCGAAGCAGCAGGUAUUGCUAUGGGGUUGGUCAUGGUGGGUACCAAGUCUGCCCAGGCCAUAGAAGACAUGGUGGCGUACGCACAGGAAACCCAGCACGAGAAGAUCCUGCGUGGACUCGCCAUCGGGAUCGCUCUCUGCAUGUACGGCCGGCUGGAGGAGGCGGAUACGCUCAUCGAGAGUCUGUCUAGAGACAAGGACCCCAUCCUGCGCAGAUCGGGCAUGUACACCAUUGCCAUGGCGUACUGUGGCAGCGGCAGUAACCAGGCCAUAAGGAAACUCCUGCACGUGGCCGUCAGUGAUGUUAACGACGACGUACGCCGUGCAGCUGUGGAGGCCAUCGGAUUCAUCUUGUUCAGGACCCCCGAGCAGUGUCCUAGUGUGGUAUCACUACUGUCGGAGAGCUACAACCCACACGUGCGCUACGGUGCCGCCAUGGCACUGGGAGUCGCAUGUGCUGGGACAGGAAACAAGGAAGCUGUAGCGCUGAUUGAACCCAUGACCAACGAUCCGGUGAACUACGUCCGUCAGGGCGCCAUGAUCGCGUCUGCACUCAUCCUGGUACAGCAGACAGAGGCCAUGUGUCCGAAGGUGAAGACAUUCCGAGAGCUGUACACAAAGGUCAUCAACGACAAGCAUGAUGAUGUCAUUGCCAAGUUUGGGGCCAUCCUGGCUCAGGGCAUCAUCGAUGCAGGUGGCCGUAAUGUGACCAUCAGUCUGCAAACCCGUAACGGCCACACACACAUGGAGUCAGUAGUGGGGAUGUUGGUGUUCACACAGUUCUGGUUCUGGUACCCGCUCUCCCACUUCCUGUCUCUGGCCUUCACUCCGACAGCCAUGAUCGCACUCAAUGCAGAACUACAGAUGCCGAAGGUGGAGUUUAAGUCCAGUGCAAAAUCCUCCAUGUUUGCAUACCCACCUUUACUGGAGCCACCGAAGGAGAAGGAAAAAGAGAAAGUGUCGACUGCAGUUCUGUCAAUCACUGCCAAGGCCAAGGCUCGCAGUAAGAGCAAGAAGGGAGACAAGGACGAUGAGAAGAUGGAAGUGGAUGAGGUAGAGAAGAAGGAUGAAGACUCCGAGAAGGGUAAGGAGGAGAAAACUAAGGAGGAGAAAACAAAAGAAGAGACAACAAAAGACGAGAAGACUAAAGAGGAAACAGAAAAAGACAGUAAGGACAGCAAGGAUAGUAAGGACAGCAAGGACAGCAAGGAUAGCAAAGAACCUAAGGAGGAGGCCAACCACAGUGUACUGCAAAACCCUGCAAGAGCCUUGCCUGCACAGUUGAAGGUCCUAUCCUGCAUGUCAGGGAGGUACCAUCCCCUGAAGCCUGUCACCACCGGUGGGAUCAUUCUGUGUAAGGACCAGACUAAGGGGGAACCUGAGGAGAUUGUAGAGACACUGCCAACUGGUGGACCAAAGGCUGAAGACGAGGAACCAGAGCCACCACCCCCCGAGCCCUUCCAGUACACCGAGGACUGAGCUACUACAUAAAAUACUGCCGCCAUUUAUCGGCUCACAACAAGUUUAUACUGUGUUGUCAUCACUGCAGUACCCAUGUGUUCCUCAAGGGGGCAUGACAUGUUGUGGCCCAAACAUGGCCUAUUUGUAACAAUAGAUAUAUCAUCUUGUUAUGUUCGUAAUACUCAGCUGAAUGUAUGAAGAAACCAUGUUUCAGGGGUGGGAAGCGGACAAUUUUUCUUACAUAAACCACAGAUUUCACUCUUAUAUUUUCUGAAUAUCAAUAUAGAUGGAAAGGUAAAUUUAAGUUCCACAGUAGACAUUAACUGGCCCAAUUAUGAUUGUGCCAGUUUGAGACAAGGCAUUCUAUUGGAAAUUAUAACUGGAAUUUAUUAAAUAGGGAGUUAGUACAACAUUGUCUUUUACUAGUCAGGAUAUCUAUAUGUCUUGAUAGUACAAGACUUGGUUCCUUGUAAAUUAAAGUGGGUUGAAUAAAACAAAGUCUACAAGUCA